UCAAACGACGUCGUGCCACUGUCCAAUCAAUUUGAUAGUUCUUUUCCAAGGAGCAGUGCUGCUUCGUGCCGCUUUGAGUUUACGGAGGAGAAUUUAUGCCUUGGAAUCUUUGAUUUUACCCUUUGUGCCUGAUUCGACUGGUCUGUAAUUGAUUGAUUGUUUUGCUCUCUCGCUUUAAUUUGCUUUGCAGGGCCAAGGCGGAGGAAGAUAGCAGCCAUGGCGAAUGGUGUGGAGCAGGACAAGGCGCUGCAAUCAAUAUUCUACAAGCACGGUUCGCUUCAGUUGCUCGAUCAGAGGAAGCUUCCGUUUGAAACUCUGUAUCUGGACAUCAAGGAUUCCCAAGACGCAUGGGUAGCAAUACAGGAUAUGGUUGUUCGUGGUGCGCCUGCAAUUGCGAUAGCUGCUGCCCUUUCCUUGUCCGUAGAAGUUUCCAAGUUAGGGGAUUUUAGCGGCACAGCUAGUGAUGCAGCGUACUUUCUUAGCGACAAAUUAGACUAUUUAGUUUCGAGCCGUCCAACUGCAGUCAAUCUCCAUGAUGCCGCAACAAAACUUAAGGAAGUUGUGCGAAAGGCUGCAGCCACUGUAUCCGAUGCACAGACCAUCUUCCAGAUAUAUAUCGAAGCUGCUGAAAUAAUGCUUGAAGAAGAUGUGGCUUCCAAUAAAGCUAUUGGAUCGUACGGCGCUAAUAUCAUCCAACAACAGCAGAAAGAUUCGAAGAACGUAUCUGUUUUGACGCAUUGCAACACCGGAAGUCUUGCAACUGCUGGAUACGGAACAGCUCUAGGAGUGAUCCGAGCCCUUCACGAGAAAGGAAUUCUAGAAAGAGCUUACUGUACAGAAACGCGCCCCUUUAAUCAAGGAUCGAGACUCACUGCAUUUGAAUUGGUGCACGAUAAAAUCCCCGGAACACUCAUAGCUGAUUCGGCUGCUGCUGCACUAAUGAAAGCCGGUCGAGUAAAUGCCGUGACUGUUGGAGCUGACCGUGUUGCUGCCAAUGGUGACACGGCCAAUAAAAUAGGGACUUACAGCCUCGCCUUGUCGGCAAAGCAUCACGGCAUCCCGUUUUAUGUGGCUGCACCUCUCACUUCCAUCGAUUUAUCACUCCCUUCCGGGGAUAAAAUCGUUAUAGAAGAGAGAUCCCCUAAGGAGCUACUGAAUGCUCGUGGCGGCCUCGGAGAGCAAGUUGCUGCAUCGGGUAUCUCCGUUUGGAACCCUGCCUUUGACGUCACCCCGGCUUCUCUCAUCAGCGGCAUUAUCACUGAGAAGGGUGUGAUUACAAAAGAUGGGACAGAUUGUUUCGACAUCAAAAGUUUUGCUGAAGGAGUUUCGACAUCCACCAUGAACAAGGCUUAGAAUAUAGUAAGAAUCAAGUUCUGAUUUAUGUGAUAUGCCUUUUUGUUAAAAUAAAGUUUGUUUGAGGGAAUAAUUUGGGACUUAAUGUUGUCGAGAAUCUAAGAUUUUAAAUGGUUAUGGGUGUGUGAUAAUCACACUUUGCAAUUAUUUUUUUUAAAAAAAAUUAAAUUAAAUUAAAUUAAUUAGUUGAGUGUUUUCCUUAUUAUUUAUAUUUGUUUUUUAAAAAAUUAGUGAAUGAUAUUAUUGUGUACAUGUUAAACUUGUAACAUAUGGUUCGCUGGUCGGGGAUUUAUUUGUGUUUAAGUA
Molecule: messenger RNA, 1659 nt
Organism: Andrographis paniculata
Lineage: Eukaryota; Viridiplantae; Streptophyta; Magnoliopsida; Lamiales; Acanthaceae
Product: methylthioribose-1-phosphate isomerase
Exons: 9
Coding region: 217-1353 (378 amino acids)
Molecular function (GO): S-methyl-5-thioribose-1-phosphate isomerase activity
Source: RefSeq, a predicted model, not a curated record